AUGAUGACAUCAAAUGUGAUUCGCUUCUGAUGCACUUACAGGGCGAUACACUUCUGACUGAAGAACUUGUUCAACAUGUGUCUGUAGACAAUGUAAGAAUUAAUAAAGAUGUAUCCGAAGGGUUCAGGCAGGUGAUGGGAGGAGAGCAAAACAAGGAGUGUGUGAGAGAAAAUGAGAGACACAACGUAAAAUCUGUCACAGAAAAGAACAGCAAAGAAAGGACAAAUACCUCUGAAGAACAGAAGAAGACUGCGGCAAAAGAAAAUUUUGAUCAAACACAAGGAGAGAAUCAGACAUUAAUAAAUCACUUCAAGUUAUCAGGAGAAGAAAAACUAUUAAAUGAAACCAUUCCAAGAGGAAAAUUGCAGUCUAGUUUUGUGCCUGAUCCUGAUUUUCCUGAGAGAGACCACACACAAGAUCCGAGGGCCUUGAGCCAGUCAGAUUUGGUAUUUUCACAAUCCCAAGAGCUUCAGCAGCAACAUAAGUUUAUGAGUGCCCCAGAAGCAGUGUUAAGUGUGGAUAAAAGAAAUGGUUUAAAAAAUGCCGAGACCAAUAAUCAUGCAGAUGCUGAGGCAAGUGAAACGCAAGAGAAAGUGAUGGUGUAUUGUAGCGCAGAGGCUCAAGGUUCCCUAAACAGCACAUCAGAGAGUGCCAUAUUGGUGGGGAGCAAUGACACAGAUGUUGCUGUGUACAAUGUAUGUCCACAGAAUGAAGAGCAGAGUAUGCAAAAAAUAGGUCUUAGUGGUGGGAAUUUUCCUGUUUGUGUCGAAAGUAUUUCAAGUGAAAUUCAAACACAGCCGGCUCUCACCUUGUCUGUCACAGCAUUGUCAGCUUCUGAAACUUCAGUAGUCAAAAAGGUUAUAGAGGCUACAGAGGUAAAAGAGCCUUCAAUCUCAGCAUCACAGAAAAGUGUGAGUAAACAUGCAGAAUUUACCAAAUCACAGACUAGUGUGGACGAGCAUGUAAAUGUGUUGGAUGAAAUCCUUGACACCAAGAAAGGCUCAGAACUUCCUAUAAAUGACUCAAGUGAAUUCUCUGUACUUCCCAGCCUCUCACACCAUGCAGCAGGACUAAAGACAAAUGAGAAAUAUUUCGGUUCUGUUACCCCUGGAGACAUUGGAGACACUGAGAUCCAUCCUGAUUCAAUGAGUGAUAUUGCACAGAUGUCUCCUGCAGGAACUUUCCAACUUCAGCAAGCGAAAGAGUUAGUUUUUCAGCCCUCUGAUGAGCAGCUCUCCACCACAUUCACUUUAUCUGCUUCUGUGCUCCAGGAAAGUAUUGAAGAGGAAAAAGAGAUAAUUGUGGACCAUGCUUCUAAAGAUGCAGUAGAGUCCAAUGCUCCUAAUUCCUCUCAGCAAUCUGAGACAGCCGCCUGGAGGAUGGAGCAGCUUAAUAAGCAUUUGUCAGAGCAAGUCCCAGUCCGUACCCAAAUCACAGAGGAGCAGGAUACACAAUGUUCUGAACAGCAGCUCAUGCAGUCACAACAUGUAAGAACUUGUUCAGGCUCUGAAAACACAAUCAGUACUAUGAAAGCAGAAGACACCGGUUCAAAUGACAGACAACAGCCAGAAGGAAUUCAAGAAAAGAUAAAUAAACAUAUAGAGGAUGAAGAAGAGAAUAAGACAGUUGAAAAAGAAUGCAUAGAGAUGUCCAAAAGGGCUGAACCUAAGUCUUCAGAGUCUGCAGUGAAAGAAAGCAUAUCCAAAGAAAACCAAAGCAAGCUGGAGGAGCACUCUUUAUCUUCCCCUGAUGAAUCAAUAGUUGGUAAUGUAGACCAGCCAAUAGAGGAAGUCACUGAUGGGACACUGAUUGAAAUGAAAAAGGUUGUGUCAUUGUCAUACCCUGAGACCGCUGUCUACUUAGUGACUGACCCUCAGGAUUCCCUCCAGCCCCCUCUCACAGUCAAUCAACAGUCUAGUCAGCAGCCCACCAACAAGUCUUUUAUUCAAACUUUAUGUGAAACUGUCACAGAUGCAUCUAAAAGUAGUAGCAAGCAAAAUCCUGACACAGCAGAUAGCUAUUGUGGAGAUAUAGAAUCGCUUCUUACUGCAAAAGCAACACUGAAAGAUUACAGUGAAGUUAGUGAAGCGGAAGUCAGCAAGGUGUCAGAAUCUGCAGAUGUGUUUCUGGGUUCAGACCCAGGAACCGUUCAGGUAUCACCGGUUAGAGACAGUUCAGAUAGACAAGACCUGAGUGUAGUCUUUGUACGUGAGAGUUCAGUCAACUCUUCUGAAAGUUCUGAUUGGCUCAGAGCUCUGAAGGAAGCAGCCUCCAUGUCUCAGAUCAUUCCAGAGCACAGAGAUGAGACUACCUGUGGAGCUACAGAAAACAGACCAUUUGAGACCCUCGGUUCGCCUCAGGCUGAACUAGAAUUCCGAACCCCAACUGAGGAAUAUUUCCCCCCUGCUCCUGAUGAGAGUUCCCCCCCUGCUCCUGAGGAGAGUUUGCCCUUUGCUACUGAGGAGAGUUUUUCCACUGCGCCUGAGGAGAGUUUUCUCUCCGUUACUGAGCAGCCAGAAGAACAAGAAGACUGCAGGCCCCCUCUGAUAAAAUCUGCUGAGAGGAGUGAGCCUGUCGCCUCUCCCUCAUCACCCCCACCACAGCACAGCAUUGCUCCUGCCCUCCCUGCCCACCUGCUGCAGGACACAGUCGAGUUCCCCACACCACCCCCUACCCCUCCGGACAGGGCUGCCCCUGAGCCUCAGACCCUUCCUCCUGCUCCUUCUGAUAUACCUGAGACUCCCCCUCUGCCUCCUCAAAUCCAACAGCUCCAGCACUCUGAACCUUCAGCAAGGAGCUCAGACUCAGACGGAGCGUUCGAAACCCCUGAGUCCACCACUCCUGUGAAGUCCGCUUCCCCACCACUGCCCCCAGCAGAACACCCCUGCACCAGCUCAGAGGCAUUGUCCCCAGAACACACAGCUUCCACUGCUGACAUCUCUGCCAGUGAAGAUCAAGACCCAGAACUUAAACCUGCCAGUCGCUCUCAAUCUACAGUCUUUGAUGAGGACAAACCAAUAGCUGCUAGCGGUGCCUACAACCUAGAGCACUUAAUCGCUAAUGACCCCUUGCCAGAAUCAAAUUUUGGGUCUGGACCAUCAAGCCGAGCGCCUCUCACCCGCUCUCUAAGCCUACAGUCUGGUGAGUUAGAGAGCCCAGGAGACAAAUCCUCAGGAGGAACCUCCGACAAACCCAUUCACCCACGAACAGAGUCCUUCAGUAUAGGAACAGAGAGCGCUCCGGGAACCCUUCGUAGAGUGAAGAAGCCCCGCCCAGGAUCACUAAAGAAGAAGCCUCUUUCCAGGCAGAACUCAAACCCAGAGCAUUCCUCCCCUAAAACUGUGUCCUCUAGCAGCACACCAGAAGAGAAAAAGAGAGGGAAACCCCAUCCUGAAAGCCCUUUGCAAACCCAAGAGCGGCCUAGUUCUUCUCCCAGCCCUAGUCCUAGUCCUGCUGGUACCCUACGGAGAAACAGAAUAAAGUCUCGAGUUGAGAGUCCUCCGCCUUUGGCUGAAGAGAUCACUAACGCCUCAAUAUCAACUCAACUCCAGCCGGAGCUUCCUGAUCCAGUACCAGAGGCUCCAACUGUCCCAGACGAGGAGUCUCCUAUCCCUCCCAGUGCCUCCUACAAAUGGGAUCCGGACAACUUUGAGAACAUUGACCCAUUCCAUACAGGAGGCAGUAAAGUGGCAAACUCGCCGGUCUUAGGCAGGAAAGCUGACUUUACAUUGGUUUCAGGCACCCCUGUUGCUGUAGAGGAGCCCUGUGCCCCUUCCCCUGCUAAAGAGCAACCCUUAAACAUUGAGGAACAACCAAUCGCCAAGCGUCUACCAGUCAGACUGGAGUUUGACUAUUCAGAGGACAGUGGAGAGGCGUCACGCAGUGCUCCUCCUCCUAAAAUCCUGGGCAAGAAACUAGGUGCCAAGAUGCCCAUCCGAAAGCCAAAACUGGGGAUUAAGAAGGCCCCUCCUCCCCAGACUGAACAGCUAGACAAUUCACCUAUUCCAGCACUUUCAAAUGACAAUGAUGAUAUCCCAAUCCCUAAGGCAUCAUAUAACUUUGACCCCAGCAAGUGGGAUGACCCUAACUUUAAUCCAUUUUCUUCAAGCAGUGGUGUCCCGAACUCUCCUCAUCUGUCUAAAGGAUCCUACAGCUUUGAUACUGAUUCCUUUGAUGAUUCAAUCGAUCCCUUCAAAUCAUCUAACAAUAUGGGGAACCCCCCAACGAAAGCUGCCUCUUUUGACCAGUCCAACAAUGAGAAUGAGAAUGAUAACAUUGUUGAGUUAGAGGAUCACAACCAAAACAAACCUGCCAAAAACAAAAAGAAGCCUCUUAAAUCGAAGUCCAGCAAUGUCUCUUCUCUGUGUUGUUUCGUUAGUACUUUCAGAGUGAAGAAGUCUCCAAAGAGGACUCAGAUUACCGAGCCAUCUGCACAAUGUUGUCCUGUGUGUUCUCCACUCUCGCCCUCCACUUCACACACACAUCAUCACCCGCAGGAGCACUCGCCCAAUGCCAAUCCUGACCCUUCACAAGAUCACGCCACAGAUGAGGAGAAACUGGCUUCCUCCACCAAUCAGAAAUGGACUAGACAUGAUGUAGAGGUGGAGCUGACCUCUGACCUCCAAGACUUCCCGCAGCCAACAGACUUCACAGCUUUUGUCAACGAGAACAGUUUGCCUGCACCGAGUGACGUUACAGACUAUGAGAUUGAAUACAUGGAAAAGAUUGGCUCCUCUGCACCUCCUCUCUCAGUGAAGAAACCAUCACUUUAUCUGAAACUGGACUCCGUGACAGACAGUCCAAAGAAGACCUCCAACAUGCACGAUUCAGAGCCCAACUCCCCCUGCACCGGGAGCUUUGAGGAGAUGGAGGCUCAGAUCUCGCAGGGGAAAUCACCUGUGCUGCCACCUCGUGGCGCUCGUGACCCCAUGGCCUCAGAGAAAAGCAGAAAGAGGGACAGUCAGUCUCAGAGUCGAACGCAGAGCAACGAGAGAGAUGGAGUGUCCCCCAUCCAGGGCCCCAUGGACCCCUCAGAUCUGCCCCUCUUAGACAGGCUGUCUGAUUCACCCACCCCUCUCAGCUACCUGGAGCCUGAUCUGGCAGAGACCAACCCCACUGCCUUCGCUCAAAAACUGCAGGAGGAGCUGGUGCUCGCAGCCCUGAGGAUAGAGGCUCUACAGGUAGCCAAAAGCAUCUCUCAGAGCCCUACUUUGUCCACUGUGUCCCCUCAGUCUCGCCUCAAGAAGCCCAGCCCACGCCGCUGGAAUCUCAACGGUUCCCACAUGGCUAAAAAAGCUGCAGGAAAAUCCACACAGACAGAUAGCAAACUCUGUCACAGGACGUCCCGCAUUCCACAGAGAGAAAUGGCCUCACCGGGGGACAGUGGCGUUUCGAAGAGCUCCCUCUAUUCCCGAGCAUCAUACAUUGAAGGGGAAAGCCCUCAUCUGCCACAUGACUUGGACCACUCUCUGGGCAUCGCCCGAGAAGAGGUUGUUUUGAAAGAGAAAGAAGCCAUGGAAUGGAAGAGAAAAUAUGAGGAGAGUAGGCGGGAGGUGGAGGAGAUGAGGAGGAUAGUUAUGGAGUAUGAAAAGACCAUUGCAGAGAUGAUUGACAAAUCUUUCGUGCCUACGGACCCAAACACUGAGGGUGAACAGAGGGAGAAGACUUUGUCUCAUCACACUAUCCAACAGUUGAUCCUGGAGAAAGACCAGGCUUUAGCUGAUCUCAACUCUGUGGAGAAAUCUCUUGCUGACUUGUUCCGGCGCUACGAGAAGAUGAAAGAUGUUUUGGAAGGCUUCCGCAAAAAUGAGGAUGUGCUGAAGAAAUGUGCGCAGGAGUACCUGUCUCGUGUCCGUAAGGAGGAGCAGCGCUACCAGGCCUUGAAGAUCCACGCUGAGGAGAAACUGGAUAAGGCGAACUCUGACAUCUCUCAGGUGAGAGCCAAAGCCAAGCAGGAGCAGGCAGCGCAUCAGGCCAGUCUGAGAAAAGAACAGAUGAAGGUGGACUCACUGGAGCGCACACUGGAACAAAAGAACAAAGAGAUUGAGGAACUGACCAAAAUUUGUGAUGAAUUGAUUGCCAAGAUGGGGAAGAGCUAGCCGUCCAAUCGACAGAGUUCUGUCCAAACCACAAAGAGACACAAGAACAAUGACUGGACAAUAGAGUAAAGACAGAGGAGCAAGACUAAAGGGUUCGUUAUUGUUUUUCCUCUUUCUAAUGGACAGAACAAUGAACCAAUUAAACAAAAGGAUCUCACACUACUGACGUCUUCACAUAAACUGGAGUCCCUACGACUGGGAGGACACACUAGAUUCUGGCUGUAAUUAUUUUCUCUUCAUUUUGAUGUAUUAAUGUACACCAACUUACCU
Rhinichthys klamathensis goyatoka is the source of this 6368-nucleotide messenger RNA. It is a transcript of the gene tacc2, whose product is annotated as transforming, acidic coiled-coil containing protein 2. Bases 30 to 6098 code for a protein of 2022 amino acids. The record is from RefSeq and is a predicted model, not a curated record. Lineage: Eukaryota; Metazoa; Chordata; Actinopteri; Cypriniformes; Leuciscidae. The transcript has 23 exons. Gene Ontology annotation, biological process: cell population proliferation; mitotic spindle organization; cerebral cortex development. Gene Ontology annotation, cellular component: cytoplasm.